UCUCUCUGCCAAACAGUCCUCUCUCCUCCCCUCCUCUCUCCGUCUUUUUCUUCUCUCGUUGGCAGGUUGGGAAUGGGGAAAGUCCUGAUGUGUGUAUGUAUCCUCUCAGUGGUCUGCAAGAGAGAGGGAACUCCUCACCCACCGCGAGCUGAGGUUUUUGUGAUCAGCAGUGGAAGAGGCUGUGACAGGAAGAGUGUAUAAAUGACUACACCAAACAUCUGAUAUGGAGGAAAUGGAGAAAACGGUGGAUCUGGAAAAACUUCUUUGAUAAGUAUGUGGCAUCUUGUUUGACGUCAUCAGCACCUCGUAGCCAUGCGGUACACAACACUGUUGACCAUCCUGGCAGCUGUGCUGCUGUAUUUGGUGUUGGGGGCUCUGGUGUUCGGCUGGCUGGAGUCGUCCAGGGAGGAAUGGGCUCACCGUGAGCUGCUGAUGUCUCAAAUGGCUUUCCUACAGAACCACAGCUGCGUCACUCCUUACAGUCUGAAAGAGUUCACAGAGAAAGUGGUUGAUGCCAUUGAAGCAGGUGUGGAUGGCAGAAGCACAUCAAAUUAUACCAGCAGAUGGGAUCUAUCCAAUGCUUUCUUCUUCUGUGGUACCAUCAUAACCACUAUCGGCUUUGGAAACAUCUCGCCCAAAACUAAAGGUGGUCAGUUGUUCUGUAUAUUUUAUGCUCUGGUGGGGAUCCCCAUGUUUGGGAUACUGUUAGCAGGGGUUGGAGACCACCUGGGAACCCUUCUGAGGAGAGCAGUGGCAAAGACAGAAACUCUGUUCUUGCGCAAGGGUGUGAAGCCCACCAGUGUCCGUGUAAUCUCCGCUGUCUUCUCCAUCCUGAUUGGCUGCAUAGUCUUCAUCGCGGUGCCCACCAUGGUGUUUCAGGAAGUGGAGAGCUGGAGCCUGUUGGAAGCGGUGUACUUUGUCGUGAUCACCCUGACCACGGUGGGCUUUGGGGACUAUGUGGCAGAGAACAGGAGAGAUGGAACGCCCCUGUACAAGCCCUUGGUGUGGUUGUGGAUAGUGUUCGGUCUGGCGUAUUUUGCUUCCAUCCUCACAAUGAUUGGAAACUGGCUUAGAGUGCUGUCAAAGAAGACGCGUGCAGAGAUGGAGGAGCUGAGAGCCCAUGCAACAGACUGGACUCAGAACAUCCAGAACAUGUCCAUGGACUUCCGUAUUCCCGUGCCACUGGAUCUCAACGACCCCUUUCAGCUCCAACGGCGGCGUAGACGGAAACGACACCGCCAUCAUCGCCAUCCAAGACUGAGAGCGGCGGGAUUGGCUCAUGGGAUCUCCCUCGAUGCCGAUGUUGUCCGAGAGAAUGGACACCUGAUUCUCGGAUGGCCUGCAUGUAAGUACACCCCAGGGUCUGAUAUCAGGUCUGAAGCGCUGUCCCAAUCCAGGUCAUGGGGUAGGUUCGAUGGGGCGUAUGAGGUGAGACCAGGAUCGAGGCUGAUGGUAGGACCAGCGUCAAGAUCUAUCUCAAGGUUAGAGCUUAGACCACCAUCAAGACCCGGGUCCAGAACCAUUUCCAGGUCCCCUUCAGAAUCUGGAACAGGAUCAGUCUCUGGAUCUGAGACACCGUCGGAAUCCUGGUCUGAAUAUGAAUAUGAUUCAAAUUCCCGUAACUCAGAAGACCUGGAAUCUGGAGCUGAAGGGACUCUCGGAUCACUGGGAAGUCAGAAGGAUGUUCCUGUCGUCGUGGUUGAUAGCUGCAGUCCACCUCGUCCCUCCCUCCUGGACUUCUUUGGUGAGAACCUGGCGUACAUUGAUGAGUCCUCAGAUGCUCUUAGUGAUCGGAUCAAACCGGCUGGACAGAACCGCCAACGCAAAGCCAAGAGGAGGAGCAUGACGAGACAGAUUCCCCACUCAGAUUCUGUAGGACUGGAGAGGGAGAUCAGUAAUGAACUACAGCCUCCAUCACACCCUCCAACACCUCCACCUCCAACCUGACAAAUAAGCGUUUGACCACGAGCUGUUAGCUUUCAGCAUCACAGUUUGAAGAUGCCAAACGUGACUGAUGCAGACCAUCACAAAUACACAUAUAAAUAGAGCUUAAAUGAAAAUUAUUUGCUCAUUGUACAAAAACAAUUUAUUGCCUCCCAUGCAAACAUAAAGUGGCUUUGUUCAGAAUAGCUCACUACCAUUUGUGCAGGAUGUACUUGUGUCAAAAGUUUGGGAUACAUUUUUUUUUUUCUUUUUUAACGUCCAAGGCUGCAUUUAUUUGAUCAAAAAUACAGUAAAAACAGUAAUAUUGUGCCU
Messenger RNA from Carassius carassius (crucian carp), 2256 nucleotides. Its product is annotated as potassium channel subfamily K member 4-like. The record is from RefSeq and is a predicted model, not a curated record. Gene Ontology annotation, cellular component: membrane. The coding region runs from base 313 to 1947 and encodes 544 amino acids. The transcript is spliced from 8 exons. Lineage: Eukaryota; Metazoa; Chordata; Actinopteri; Cypriniformes; Cyprinidae. Gene Ontology annotation, biological process: stabilization of membrane potential; potassium ion transmembrane transport. Gene Ontology annotation, molecular function: potassium ion leak channel activity.